Molecule: messenger RNA, 6650 nt
Organism: Fundulus heteroclitus (mummichog)
Lineage: Eukaryota; Metazoa; Chordata; Actinopteri; Cyprinodontiformes; Fundulidae
Product: microtubule-associated protein futsch
Exons: 10
Coding region: 72-5585 (1837 amino acids)
Biological process (GO): regulation of transcription by RNA polymerase II
Cellular component (GO): nucleus
Molecular function (GO): DNA binding; DNA-binding transcription factor activity, RNA polymerase II-specific
Source: RefSeq, a predicted model, not a curated record
CCAAUCAGCGGCGAGGAUGGUGGCGAAGUGUGUUGUGUGCUGAACGCUACGAGCAAGGCUAGACAGUCAGUAUGGCGGAGGGGAGCAGUGUGAGCGGCUCAGAGGGGCUGGAGAAGCAGCUGCAGAGCCUGUUGAGCCGCUUCUCCGGGGACGAAUCCGGGGCUGACAGCGAGCUGUUCUGCGCUGAUUUCUGCAAGGCGGUGGAGGAGCAUGCCUCUCACUGGAGCGUCCCGCUGCCCCAGCUCAGGAUCCUCCAAAUAGCUCUUCAUCACUUUUCUCAAGCCUCAGCCUUCCUCCCGACAAGCUGUGACUCUGUGCAGCGCACCAUCAGCAGCCUGGCUCUGAGCGUGUUUGAGCUGCUGCUGUUUUUUGACCAGAAGGACCAGCAGGCGCUGGAGCAUUUCACCGCCACAUUCCAGGAGUCUCACGCAGUCUUAGCGAAGUAUGAAAACGUUUUUUUACUCCACGUGGAGCGUUUACUCCGACAUGGCGGGCCGUGGGCCAACGCCGCCUUACAGGCCAUCCUCAGCGAAUCCAGUUUACCUCAGGAUGAAGUGGACGGUUACAUCAGCUCCGAGCCGCCCGUGUUCCUCGACCUCCGCGUCCGCUACCUUACCUCCUGCGGGCGCCACAGCGAGGCCGCCGCCCUGGCCAAGCGUUGCGCCCGGCAUCCCGCCGCGGGACAGCUGCUGUUCUUCCUCCAGGUCUACCUCUCUUGGCUUCUGAGGACGGCUCGGCACGACCUGCUACACGACGAGGUGGCCGACGUCGGCGGUAAAGACGCGCUGCAUCUCAUCUGCAGCUUGGAGCGGGAGGUCGGCGACGAGGCGCUGCUGGUCCUCAGCACCUCCGUGCUGUCCCAGCAGCUGCAGCGGGGAGACCUGCACCACCUCUGCGACCUCGUCCUGGUGUGGACCAGCCUGCACAGGCGCGUCAACACGUCCAAACGGGCUCUGCUGGAGGCGUGCCGUCAGCUGAUGCUCUCCGCCACCAACGUCAAGUCCAUCUUCCCCUUCAUCAGAGCCGUGCUGGAGGAGGUCGGCGAGGACGGCGUGCAGUUCUGCGUGGAGCUCUGCGCCAACGCUCUGAGGUCUUGUCUUCCGUGCGACGUCCUCACCAAGACGCUGAUUUAUAAAACGGUGGCCGGGCUGCUGCCCAGCGACCUGGACGUGUGCCGGGUCUGCGCUCUGCUCGUCUUCUUCCUGGAGCGCUCCGUAGAGUCCUAUAAGACGGUGUACCUCCUCUACAUGCACCCUGACCAGGAGUACCACGUGGACGACAGCCCCAUCGGGAACAACGUUCGCUUCGAGACGCUGCAGGUCUUGAAGAAGGACCUGUACUUCGACCCGGAGUUCUGGAACCUCAUGGCUCUGCGGACCAGCUGCCUGGAGCUGAUGAGCGAGAAGGUGGUCAGCGCCGCCCUGGAGGAGAUCAUGGAGGACAAGUGGAUCUCCAAGUACUGCACCAGGAGCUCCGCCCUGCGCUCCGUCUGCCAGAGAGGAGCCGCCGCCAAGAGGCGUCGCCAGAAGGAGGACCGCUUCUGUAAGAGAGAUUCCACCGCCGCGUCCAAGCGCUUAAGGAUGGACGCGGAGAAGCUGCGGCUGAACAACCACGCGCUCAGACGGCGAGGCGGCCAAUCGCGGCGGGAGGCCUCCGCGGCGCCGCUGAGGCGCUCCUUCUGGCAGCUGGACAGGAUCCACGGCAGCUUGACGCUGCGCUACGACGAGCACCGCCGCACCACCAGGUUCUCGGAGCGCAACCUGCCCAAGCGCAAGAUCAAGAAGCCCAAGUGGCUCCUGGAGGACUCGGGCACGCUGGAGAUCGUUCCCCUGAAGAUGAAGAAGAACGGGCUGAAGCAGCAGAGGCUCCUCCGCUCCUGCGUCAUGAAGAGGCCCCAGAGGCCGCCGGUGAAGAGCGCCGCCAAGCUCAAGCCGCCGGCCGGCGCUCCGCCGAAGGCGAAGGAGAACGCCGAGCGGCAGAACGGCUUCCCUCUGGACGCGGAGGCGCUGGCGAGCCCGCCGCACGCCAUCCUGGAGCUGUCGCUGCCGGACAACGAGCUGCUGGAGACGUUCAGCGACGACGCCUGCAGCAAACCCAGGAGGCUACCCCAGGUGCUGCUCUACAAGCCCAGGCCUCCCGACGGCCCCCCGCCCGCCAGGACGGGCCACGGCAAGGAGGUGGUGCUGAGGGCGCGGGACGGCGCCACCUUCGCCCAGCUGCUGCACUGCUACGCGCGCCGGCAGAAGGGCAACGGCUCCAACCUUCACAGCUCCGUGUCCACCAUCACGCGCUCCUCGGCGCAGGUCAGCCCGACUAAGGAGUCGGAGCUCUGCGAUAGGCCCGUCCCCAGGGAGCGGGGGCCGCACGCCGCCGAGACGUCUCCUCAGAGCGCCGCGGAGCAAUCCUCCGCUCACCCUGAAGCCGAGGCGGCCUCGCCGAACGCGAGCGGCGCGGAAACGUUCGAGGAGCCGGCCGUGGAGAUGAAGGUCACCAUCGCUUCGCCGGCGUCAGUCCUGGACAAAGUGUCUCCAACGAGAGACGCUGCAGCCUCACACUUCUCAAAGGCGGCGAGGAGCCGCAGGAAAUCCACAGAUGACACGGCGCCGAGCUCCAUCAGCGGCCCAGACGGCGUUCUCCUCUCCCCGUCAGAGGACGCCGCUCUCAUCCACGCAGAGCAGGAAGUCAAGUCGGCGGCAGACUCGGCUCCUUCCUGUAGGUCCACAGAAUCGGACGCUGCGUCUGAGCAGGAGACGGAGCAGCAGCGCGUGGCCAAAGGUCUGCGGGUCAAAGAUGCUCCGGCUACCUCUAGCUCCACCACGCAGGAGCAGGAGGCGCCUCCAGUGGACGCCCCGGUUAGCAGAGCGAGCGCCAAAGCUCAGGACGCUGCUUCAGAGGGCUCCGAGAGCAGCGAGCCCGCGGAGGCGGCGCCAGAGACGGAGGAGUCCCGGCUGGAGCAUCACUGCAGCUUCUGCAGCAAGCUCUUCACGGGGGCCCGCGUCGUGGAGCACGCCAUGUUCCACUUCCGCCGGGACGAGUGCACCUUCUGCAGAACCGCCUUCAAGGACGACCUGCUGGCCAUGAUGCACCUCUCCGACCACAUAGAGAAAAUGAAGAGGCUGCGGGCCGAAGAGGCCGCCGCCGCCGCUGUCGCCACGGCGACGCCCAGAGCGAAGGCGGCUAACGAGAGACCCAGGAGAUCUGCAGAGGCUCCUCAGAGCUCCGCAGACGCAGCCGAACCCAGAGCCUUAAGGUCCGAGCAGAGGCAGACGAGUGGAACGCCUUCACAGGAAAAACAGGCGUCCAGGCGCGGCGCGGGGGAAGCAGCCGUUCUCAGGGUCAACGGACAUAUCGGCAGGAAGGAGAAAUGCGAAGCGCUGAAGAAAGAUCCGGAGCGGGAACGUGUGCGGCAGCGUCACAGAGCGUCUCAGGACGGCAGGCGGCUCAAACCCGACGACGUGACGACGGGUAAAACCACCGAGGAGUCGCUGACGUCGCCAGAAGACGGCAGGAAGAAGAGGGAGUCGUCACAGCUGAAACGGGCGGAGCCAGAGCGGGCGAAGGCGGAGCCGCAGCGGAGGGUUUCCUGUCCUGUGAAGAGCUGCUCCUGGGCGGCGGACCUGCUGAAGAACCGGGUCAGCCUCCUCUACCACGUCCUGGACAACCACGGCGGCGACGCCACGCCCCUGGAGCUGGCGUUCCGCGUGGGCAACGGCAAGUGCGGCAUCUGCAUGAGGGUGAUGUGGAGCUUCGAGCACUUCCAGCACCACGUGGAGCGCCACCGGCUCGCCCCCCGCCACCCCUGCCCCCACCGGGGCUGCGGCGCCCGGUUCAAGAGCGGCAACGAGAUGAGGCGCCACGCCAGGAAGCACAGCCCCCUGCAGGCGGCGUGCUGCCGGCCCGGAUGCCCCCGGCUCUUCAUCUGCCUCUGGGCGCUGAACCUCCACGAGAAGGAGCACUACGGCAAGUCGGCCGAGCCGGAGGGGAAGAGAACGCAGAGCUCAGAGGGCGCCGCCAGGUUAAGAGAGCGAGAAAGAAACGCCGCUCUAAGUAGAGAUGGCGCGUCCAGACGGAGAAACAGAAGCACAGAGUCCGACUCGUCUGAGGAAGACUCCUCCUCUCCUGCCCCCAUGACCAUCAACCUCAGGCUGAGGCAAACCAGGAAGCUGCAGCCGCCAAACCCGGCCGCCAACAACCAGAGAGGCGUCUCGUCCUCGCUGAGACACAGACGCCACGUGAAGAGCCGGCUACGGCUGAGGAGCGUCAGGAUGGCCACCAGGAGUCUGAAGAGGAGGCGCUGCCCUCCGAGGCUGAGCAAAACCGCCAGGACUAAAGGAGAGGAGGCCGACGGGAGGGGAUCAGAGUCCAGGCGGGUGGCGAGGAACCAGGUGCCCAGCAGGCCUCAGGUCUCCUCCUCUAAGCAGCCUGGCCUCCCCAGACAGAAGCAGGCUGCUGACAAGAAGCCGCUCAGAAACCACGCCGUGCCUUCAGAGUCUAGCAGGUCAAAGAGAAACAAGGCCGGAAAGGUUCAGGAGCACAAAAGGGCCGCCGAGGCGCGCCACAAACCCAGCGCCGCUUCUAGAAAGACUCCAGCUAAAGCUGAACGUCCCGCUAAAAGCCGAGCUUCAGCCGAGGCCGGCUCCUCUAGCCCCGCGCCCGCCGACCCAGAGGAGCCGGCGGCAGCGAAAGCAGAGGCGACGUCGAAGACGGCGGCCGUCAGGAGGGAGGAGAAGGCCGACGUCCUGCCAGAGAAGAGGAGGCUCAGUCAGAAGGCGAAGGAGAAAGAAGCAGGCAGCAACGAAAGCGCUAAAAUCCCCCCCAAGUCCACGGUGGAGGCCAAAGACCCGGACCGGCCGAGCAAAGCUGCAGGAGCAGAGGGCAUACUGAAGGGAUUAAAGAAGCUGAUAAAGAGCACUCUGGACGAGAAAGGAAAGAGGAAGGAGGCGUCUGACGCCUCCUCCCCUCCAUCCACGCCGCCCAGCGUUUUGACCCCCGCUCCACCCGCAGCCCCCGAGCCGACCAAGCCGAGCGCUAAGAAGACGGACAAACCCAGGAGGCCGAACUCCUCCGACAAGUCUGAGAGCAGCAGGGCCGCCAAGAGGAGCAGAGAGGUUGAUAAGGACAAGACGAGGAAGGCGGCCAAGAAGAAGCGUGACGAGGCCAGCCAGCCGGCAGCCGAGGCGUCUGCCAGACCUGAGCAGGCAGACGCUCCUCCUCCUCCUCCUGGGGCAGACGGCGCCGCGUCUGAGGCGCCGUCUGCUGACAGGACGGGAUGGACGAAGGACGUCAGGACGCCGUGUAAGAAGACGCUCGCUGCCUACGGCAAGAAGCCGUACCUGCGCCUGCCGCCCACCGCCUACCUGGACGAGAAGUACACCGCCAUGCCGAAGCGCCGGAAGGAGGCGCCGCCCUGCCCGUCCAGCCGCGACGUCCCCGAGUCGGCCCGCCUGGAGGCGGCGCUGCAGAGGCACCGCUGCGCCAAGUGCUUCUCCACGUUCAGGAGCGCCGAGGAGCUGCAGAGCCACGGCCAGCAGCAGAAGUGCUCCAACCUGUUCGGGUUCGACUCCGACGACGAGGGCAACAGCUGAGCCGGCGCCAAAGGAGCUAGCGAGGAAACCAGAGCAUCGAUCGCACCUCGACGAGUCGGCCCACAACUGAACAGGAACGGACUGCAGAGCGCCGGCGUGGAGCGGACGCGCUGCCCAGAAUCAACCUCUGACCGGGUGGAACGGUGGCCCUGAAGCGGCGGCGCCGGCCCGUAUGGAGACGAAACCAACGCGUGAAAACAAGGCUACGCACGGCUGGUCAUCAGGGACACCGGCUGCUUUUUGCACUCCUCUCAUAGGAUUUUCCAAGUGGUUUUGUCCUCAUGUUUGAAGGGCCGUAGCAUUAAAAGUUCAGUUUUAUCACCAUAGGGUCACAAUUUAGACUGAGUCUAAGUGUAAGGUUGCUGUAUCAGUCUUCUUUAAGAGGUAUUUUAACGUCUAACUCUUGUUUAAAAACUAACUGUAUUUCUUUAUAUUAAAAAAGAAAAAAAAGGAUCCCUAUGAGGCUGGUUCAGCUUCAUUCAUGCUGCUUGUCCUUGCAGUAAGUAACCAGUAGGGGGCGGUGUGCGCCAAUCUUGAGCUUCUCAUCCAGGUGACCUCUUGUUUUCCUGCUAAGGCUUUAUCGGCCGCCUGAACGCUUUCUGACACGCUAAAGCUGCUCACUUUUUAUUUCCCUACGGUGUUCACCCAAGAAAUGGCUUCAUUUUUUUAAAUUAUCUUAUUGUGUAAUUUAACGACUACAAUAAUGACCCACACAAUGUGCCAGUGUCCUACUAAUUUAUCAUGAUUGUUUUCUCUUUUUUAUGUCGAUCAUGCUUCACGUUUGAGUCCGUUUUCUGUCCUAUUUGCUUUUCAUAGCAUAUUAGUGGCUUUUCUCCCUCCGAGUCGCAUUUCUUCUCCAGGAUUACGUCAAACGAGCUCCGAGUGAGGCCGCAUGCGUCACAGGUUUUAUUUAUUUGCUUUCUUUUCUAAAUAUAUAAAUGUAUAUCUUUUGUAAAUAUCCGAAGAGUUUCAAUGGCUUAUUAUAUAAAUGCAGGAGCCGGGUUUAUAUUUUGUUCUUGAGGACGGGGGGGGUGGGCGAGAAAAAAUAAACUGUUUCAAAUUGGC